AUGAGCCAUGGCGAUCACACACUGGCGGCGCAUCGCCCUUGAGUACGAAGGAGCUGGCUGCUGGAUGCGUGGAGCCACUGGCAGCCUUGAGGAAUGUCAAUCCUGGAUCGCGUGAUGGACAAUGCUGCAGGCUCCAUCGAGACACGCCUUGUCCCAGGCGACGAUCACAGUCCACACCCUUGGUUUCCCGACAUCAUCAUCCCAUGGUCAUUUUCCCAUCUUCAUUUUUGCCGGUGCGAUGAAUGCUAGUGGAGUCGCGCCGUUUAUUCAGUCGCUCAUGGAUAUGCUCGAGUCCGACUCGCCAUGCGUGUGCUGGAACCCACUGGACAAGCGCGCAUUCGACAUCCUCGACACCAAGGCCUUCACGGACUCGGUGCUUCCGGUGUACUUUCGGCAUGCCAAGUUUACAAGUUUCCAGCGCCAGCUGAACUACUUUGGGUUUCGAAAACAGAGUCGCCGCCACAGCGCCGUCUGCACGUACGCGCACUCUCACUACUCGAUGCGCGUGCCCACGGAACUCCUUCGUAUCAAGCGAAAAGUUGUGAAGCCCAAGUUGACAUCCACUGCUUCUGUCGACGGGCAGUCCAAGACAGCAGCCACCGUCACCACAUCCUCGGCAUUGAUCACGUCUGCAGCGAGAUCCCCUACGAAAUCGAUCGGCCUGGCAUAUACCGAGGCAUCUCUCGCGUAUGCACAAGCAUGGACCGACAGCGGCAUGAACACGAAGUGGACAGACUUGGAUAUGACCCCACUUCCAUUCGAGCGGGGCUCGGACAUGCUCCUGGACAGCGGCGGAACAGGUGCCGUGCCGUACAGUUACCCUGUGGACGAUGAGCUGGCGAAUUGGGUCCUGCGGCAGUUCUGACAUGGGACGUGUGCAUGAGGAGGAGUGGUGGUUGCGGGGCAUCCAACAUGUAAUUGUAGCAGUGUAGCAUAGCAGAAGGAGAAGGGGUAAAGUAGAUAUAGCAUAUCAUGGUUGUACCUGCUACUACGUCGUCAAGGCGACAGCGUUGAAGAGACGAGGACGGCAGGAAAGGGAAAAGGGCAUGUAGAUGCUUAGAUGCGGUCGAGACAUUCAAACUGCACGAUGCUGUUGCCGCGGAUCACAACCAUCCCAAUCUUGUUGGCCUCGGUCUGCGAGACUUCUUCGAUCGUAUCGUCCAAUGUGAUGUUCAUGAACUGGUCAAAGCCCCGCAGGAUACCGGACACCUUUCUGUUCCCGUUGAGCUUGAUGCUCAGCGUCUUGUCCAUAUAGCGCUUGAGGUCCGGGCCUGUCACCUUGCUCAUCUUGGUGCCGCUUCUUGUGGGUGGUUGCUGGAUACGAUGUCACCA
Aphanomyces invadans is the source of this 1332-nucleotide messenger RNA. RefSeq lists its product as hypothetical. Gene Ontology annotation, biological process: regulation of DNA-templated transcription. The transcript is spliced from 2 exons. Gene Ontology annotation, molecular function: DNA-binding transcription factor activity; sequence-specific DNA binding. The record is from RefSeq and is a predicted model, not a curated record. Bases 122 to 865 code for a protein of 247 amino acids. Lineage: Eukaryota; Oomycota; Saprolegniomycetes; Saprolegniales; Verrucalvaceae.